UAAGAUUGUUUUCAGCUUCUCUUGUGUUAUUUCAGCCGGCCUGACCACUGUAGUGAAGUGAGAUGCAAACGUUAAGAAAUGCCUUCCGGUGUUCCUGGUCUUCUCCUGAACGGCUUGAUGGUAAAACUGUGGUCAUCACCGGUGCCAACACGGGGAUUGGCAAAGAGACAGCCAUCGACCUGGCGAAAAGAGGGGCAAAGGUGAUCAUGGCAUGCAGGGACAUGGAGAAAGCAGAAGCUGCUGUGAAAGAAGUCAUCGAAAAGUCAGGCAGCGAAAAUGUUCUGUGCAAGAAACUUGACUUGUCAGACAUCAAGUCAAUAAGAGAAUUUGCUGAAACCAUCAACAAAGAAGAGCCAAAAGUCAACAUCCUCAUCAACAAUGCUGGUGUGAUGAUGUGUCCUUAUGGGAAAACAGCAGACGGCUUUGAGCUGCAGAUCGGUGUCAAUCACAUGGGUCACUUCUUGUUGACACAUUUGUUGAUUGACCUGAUUAAAAGGUCAGCGCCAGCCCGGAUUAUCAGUGUGUCUUCUAUGGCUCACUCUUGGAGCUCCAUCAAUCUGGAAGACAUCAACAGUGAAAAGAGUUAUGACAAGCGUAAAGCUUACGCCCAGAGCAAGUUAGCCAACAUCCUCUUCACCCGCUCACUGGCUAAACGACUAGAAGGCACAAGUGUGACAACAUACUCUCUCCACCCUGGAGUCAUUCAGACAGAUUUAUACCGUCAUCUGAAUGGCCCUCAGCAGUUCCUCAUGAAGAUCAUCAGUCCCUUCACCAAGUCCUCUGUCCAGGGAGCUCAGACAACAAUUUACUGUGCGGUGGAACCAUCGCUGGUGAAGGAGAGCGGUGGAUACUACAGCGACUGUGCUCCUGCCAACUGCUCAGCUGAUGGAAAAAACGACGAGCUGGCGGAGAAGUUGUGGGAGCUGAGCUGUCGUAUGCUUUCCAUAACGUGGGAAUGAGGCAGCCUCGAGUUAAACAAUUAUUUUGUUUAGUCUUUUUUUUUGCAUUUCUUUUCUAAAUGAUCUAUUGUGUCUUACUUUGCUAAACCUACCUGCUAAUAAAUAAUGAGCAGAACAUUUUUUUUUACAGUACGCCAGUUGAGGAAAUACUAAGUGUAUUAUUGUUAAAU
Molecule: messenger RNA, 1129 nt
Organism: Monopterus albus (swamp eel)
Lineage: Eukaryota; Metazoa; Chordata; Actinopteri; Synbranchiformes; Synbranchidae
Gene: rdh12l
Product: retinol dehydrogenase 12, like
Exons: 7
Coding region: 63-959 (298 amino acids)
Source: RefSeq, a predicted model, not a curated record